AUGCGACUCAACAGCUAUCGACCAGAAACCCACCCCCCCAAAAGCCCAAAUCCCCUUCCUUCCCCCCUGCCGCAGCUGGAGGCGGUGCUGCGCUGCGUCCAGGACAUCCUGGAACGCGGUCCCGAUGAGCGCAUCAUCGUCUUCUCCACCUGGCGCGACGUGCUGCGCCUGCUGGAGCACGCCUUCGGCCGCAACGCCGUCCCGCACGCCCACCCCCAGACCCGCAAGGCCCUGGCCCCGGCCUUCGCGGCCUUCCAGGUGGGGCCUGGCGCCGGCGCAGGCUCUGCCACGCCGCGCGUGCUCCUGCUGCUGGUGAAGCAGGGUGGGAACGGGCUGAACCUGACCGCCGCCCAGCACGUGAUCCUGGUGGAGCCGCUGCGCUCGCCGGGGCUGGAGGCUCAGGCCGUGGGGCGCGUAGAUCGCGUGGGCCAGCUGCGAGAGACGCACGUGUACAGGUUUGUGAUGAACGACACCAUCGAGCAGAACCUUCACCGCCUGAACUGCGCUCGAGGGCUGACCUCCCAGGCCACCUCCAGCUCGGAGCCCAAGCACCUGGGCCUCAGGUGA
Auxenochlorella protothecoides is the source of this 567-nucleotide messenger RNA. Its product is annotated as E3 ubiquitin-protein ligase SHPRH. The record is from RefSeq and is a predicted model, not a curated record. The transcript is spliced from 2 exons. NCBI's taxonomy places the organism in Eukaryota, Viridiplantae, Chlorophyta, Trebouxiophyceae, Chlorellales, Chlorellaceae. Bases 1 to 567 code for a protein of 188 amino acids.